Molecule: messenger RNA, 2997 nt
Organism: Phyllostomus hastatus (greater spear-nosed bat)
Lineage: Eukaryota; Metazoa; Chordata; Mammalia; Chiroptera; Phyllostomidae
Gene: STEEP1
Product: STING1 ER exit protein 1
Exons: 7
Coding region: 40-708 (222 amino acids)
Source: RefSeq, a predicted model, not a curated record
CCCCUAGUUUUGGCGUUUUCUGGGUGUCACCUGUGAACCAUGCCUAAAGUUGUGUCCCGGUCAGUUGUCUGCUCCGACACUCGGGACCGGGAGGAAUAUGACGACGGCGAGAAGCCCCUCCACGUCUACUACUGUUUGUGCGGCCAGAUGGUUCUCGUGCUGGACUGUCAAUUAGAGAAAUUGCCCAUGAGGCCCCGGGAUCGGUCCCGGGUGAUUGAUGCUGCCAAACAUGCCCAUAAGUUCUGUAACACAGAAGAUGAGGAGACUACGUAUCUUCGCAGGCCUGAAGGCAUUGAACGACAGUACAGGAAGAAGUGUGCAAAGUGUGGACUGCCACUCUUCUACCAGUCCCAGCCGAAGAAUGCUCCCGUGACCUUCAUUGUGGAUGGAGCAGUAGUCAAGUUUGGCCAGGGUUUUGGAAAAACGAAUAUAUAUACUCAGAAGCAAGAGCCUCCUAAGAAGGUGAUGAUGACCAAACGGACUAAAGACAUGGGCAAGUUCAGCUCUGUCACUGUGUCAACUAUUGAUGAAGAGGAAGAGGAGAUUGAGGCUAGGGAAGUUGCUGACUCGUAUGCACAGAAUGCCAAAGUGAUUGAAAAACAGUUGGAGCGCAAAGGCAUGAGCAAAAGGCGGCUGCAAGAGCUGGCUGAACUGGAAGCCAAGAAGGCAAAAAUGAAAGGGACUUUGAUUGACAACCAGUUCAAAUGAUCGGACCUUUCUCUGAACCCAGACUAUAGGCGAGCAUUUAGACCAGACGGCAAAAGACCUUGUUCUUGACUGUGUGCACUGCUUCCUACCUUUAUGUCCCAGCAGAAGGCUUUAUGUUGCUUCUACGUUCAGUGAGGUCUUUGAGUCCAUCUGACCUGCUUUCUAGAGUUGGGUUUUUAAAAUCUUUCUAUAUAUGGUUCUUCUGUACUGUUUUUUGUUUGUUUUUUUUUUUUUCAUUUGAUAUAAACAUUUUUAGCUGUGCAGGAACUCUAUGAAUAGAUCAGUGCUUAACUAUCUCUAGUUUUUAAAGCAGCUGGUCUUUAAUAAAAUGUUCAAAGAUUUUUGAAAAAAAUAUUAUAAGUUGUCAUAGAAAAAAGUGGCACAUAAUUAGAUUUAAAGGGUCCCUUGAGGGUCCCUUGAGGUCUUGGCAGCUAUCAGCUAUGGUUUGAAUCUCUUCUUCUGUCACAGAAAACCCAUAAAAAGCCAGAAUCUGCAUAAAGCUUCCUUUACUUCAAAUAUGAAAGCUAUAAGUGAGCCAUCCCUUAUCAGACUUUGCACUUAAAGAAGCAAAAGCCAGAUUGCAGUGAAGGGUUAGGGUAGCUGAGAUCUGAAUGAAAGUGGAAUCUCAGUAAGCAACCCAAGGGAGCUACCAUCCUGUCAAGUAGCUAAGAGUACUGCUUCUGUGUGUGGGCAUGUGGGAGGGAGAAAUUAUAGAGUAAGAAAUGAUGCUGAGGUUGAAAACAGUAUAUGUUGGGUAUUUUAUUUCACAUUUCCUAUUUGUGGAAGAGUCUUACAGAUAUAAAUAUUUAAUAUUACACCGCUUAAGUGAUAUCAAUAUGUAGUGUUUGUAUCCAGAUUUAAUCUGUUCACCUGUAUUACAAGGUAUCGCCUGCAUCUAGUCAGAUCUCUGCAACUGAGUUGUUGUCUCCACCUCAGUUCCUGUCCUCAUUCUGAGGGAUAAUUAGGCAUUAUGUACCUAAUAACCAACCGUAACCUCUGCACAAUUCCUUGACCUCAACUGCAAAUAAUGACCUUCAUGCCACUUUAGCCACAAAGUGCCAUGCCCACAGGCUGGAUGUCAUCUCAACCACCUCUGAAAUCCAGUGCUCUAUUCUUUCCACACAACCUCCUAUCAUUGCUACUCUGGUACUCACACUUCUACUAAAAGUGUUCUGUUUUUAGAUGUGAAGGGUAAUUAUCUUGAUUAUUUUAUUAGUAGUGGUAAUCUAAAAUAGUAGUGAUACUAAUACUAGCUACUUUUUAUUAAGUACUUACUAUGUGUCAGGUGCCAUGGAAAGCACUUUUAUAGGUAUUACUUUCAUUUAAACAUGAAGAUAAUCUCAUGAGAGAGGUUUAAGUAGAGUAGCUCUCCUCCUUAUCUGUGGGGGACACAUUCCAAGAUCCCCAGUGUAUGCCUGCACUACACACACACAUACACACAAUGUUUUUUCCUAUGCAUACAUACACUUUAUGGCUUCUAUUGCCAUAUCCAAAUUUCUAUCAUCACUAUUCUUAUGUUUUGGGGCCAUUAGUAAGUAAAAUAAGGGUUACUUGAACAUAAGCACUGUGAUACACUUACAGUCGAUGUGAUAACAGAGACAGCUACUAACAGACUGACAGGUGAGGAGUAUUUACAGUGUAGAUAGACAAAGGGUUGCUUCACAUCCCAGGCGUAAGAUUGUAGGGCACUACUCAGCACAGCAUGCAAUGUAAAACUUUUGAAUUCUUUCUUUCUGGAAUUUUCCAUUUAAUAUUUUCAGACCAUGGUUGACCGUGGGUAACUGAAGCCACAGAAAGCAAAACCACAGAUAAAGGCUGGGGAGGGGGAGGGCUACUGUACUAUCCGUCAUUAUAAUGUUAUAAAUGUGUACUUUGAGGCCCUGAGAGUUUGAGUUUCCCAAGUUCCCAUAGCCAGUAAGUGAUAAAGCCAGAAAUCUGACUAUGCAACUAUGCCGAACUACUUCUCAUGUGGGAUUUAAAAUGUAAAUAUGUUAUUGAGAACAGAUUGCCGUUCAUUUUGAGAAACCUAGUAAAGUGCAAUGUAAAGACAAUUGCAAGGAAACGUGUUCUUCAUUAUGUUUUCUUCCUUCAUAUUGAAAUUGUUAUUAAAAUAACAUGAUGUCGUUUCUCUGUUGUCUUUAUUUACUUGUAUUUUGUAUUUUGGCAGCAAUUACAGUGCUUAAUGUUAGUAUAAGGAUUCAUAUUGAAAUUUCAGUCUUAUUCUGUUUUUUGGUUUUUAAAUGAUUGACUGUGACAAAAUAAUAAAAUGUUAUAAAAUAUUUCUACUGA